This is a messenger RNA of Lemur catta (Ring-tailed lemur), 2001 nucleotides long. RefSeq names its product chromosome 14 C10orf62 homolog (gene C14H10orf62). The coding region runs from base 619 to 1398 and encodes 259 amino acids. NCBI's taxonomy places the organism in Eukaryota, Metazoa, Chordata, Mammalia, Primates, Lemuridae. The record is from RefSeq and is a predicted model, not a curated record. The transcript has a single exon.
GGGAGGGAAUAUGCCAAGCUGGCAGCAGAGAAACGCCCUGUAAAGAGGCAGACACCAGGCUCAGGUAGCCAGGAAUGGAUGCCAGCCCAGCCAAGGAGGUCCUUCUGCCAUGGCCAGCCUGACCUGGCAUCGUCUGCCCUCUUGGAGAAUGAGAGAAACCAAAGACUGGAAGAUAAGAAGGAAUAAGUUGCAGGAUGGGUUACAAGCAGAAGGCAGAAGGGACUCAGAAUUGGAGAAGCUGCCCUUUCACUGACUUUGGGGACAGCUGUCAGGGUGGGAGACAGGACCUAGGCCCCAGGCAAUGUCUGCCAGGCUAGACAUGAGGGAUGCUGUGGCAUCUCCCCACCCCACCCCAAGCUGCCUUCCUCACAAUGGGGUUCAUUGCUGAGGUGGUAGGGGCAUUGUAGGGGGGUGUAGUAGGGGGCCUGCCUGCCAGACUACUCUUGGGGAGCCUGCCCUUUCAAGCAUGAGCCACGCCAUCUGGGCUCCCCCACUCUCAGUGUGCCCUUAGCUCUGCCUGCCUGGUGUAGGGUCCUGGAGACCUUCUUGGACUUAAUCCAGCAACCAUCAUGCAAGGUGGUGCUGGGGGCCGCCCUUAUCCUAGGAGGUGGAGGCCUCAUGCUGUGGACUGAGAGAAAGAGGAGAAGGAAGGCAACCCUUGAGUCUGCACAAGAUGAAGAUGAGUCACCGGAAUCCCACAAAGCACAGAAAGAGAGCUGGAUCAAAUCUCACUUUAGCCGCCUUUCCGAAGAGAAGCUGGUCCCCACCGGUGCCAGCACCAGCUGCAACCCUCCCCAGCCCGAGAGCAGGGGUGGAGAGGCCAGCACCACCAUUCACAUGGAGACCGUCACCACCAGGCACGGAGAAGUGGGCACUGCUCUGCACCGGGAAUCUUUCACCAGCAGGCAGAAGGCAUCUGGGUCCUCGCUGAUCAAAGAGACCCACAAGGAAUCUGGAAAAUCCUCGUCCUCGGAUGAGGCCACGUGGGCUGCCGUGGCUGCCUGCACCAAGGAGAUCGACACCAAGGGACGGCAACUGGCUAACUCCAUAUUGCAGCGGGCCAUGGCUUGCCAGCACUCAGGCCACCUGCAGUCCAGGGACAUCAACCAGGAGGAGCUGAGGGCCCUCGAGGAGGUGGAGAUGAAGCUGAAAGGGAGUUUCCUCACCAAGCGGGAAAACACCAUAGCUGGUGCCAACCACAUAAACACUUUCUAUGGCCAUGGCCAUCAGAGCCACCAGAGUCACCAUGGCCACCAGAGUCACCAGGGUCACCCAGGCCACCCGAGCCACCAGGGUCAUCCAGGCCAACCGAGCCAACAGGGUCAUCCAGGCCAACCAAGCCACCAGAGUCACCCAAGCCACCAGAGCCACAGCCUGCCCAACCGCAGCCACCUAUGACUCCUUCGAAGCCACCUAACCGUGGAUGGAGAUGCCCCUUUCCCCAGCAGGGCUGGCCCCAUACAAAGGCCUGUUUCUCUCCUAUGUGGCAACCUAUGCGGCCCAGGGUGAGACGCAGCUGCCAAAAUCCCUUCUUCCUCAGGCCCCCCACGGGGAUGGUGGCCCCUCCAACUCCACGAGUGGGGUCUGCCACAGAGGAUGGCCCCUGGUGGAAGGAGGGCUGGGAGGAAGCAAAGCAGCUGAUACACAGCCUGAGUCCCCACUGGGAGAAGACAGACCAGGCAGACCCCAGGAGCAGCCGAGAGGCCCACACUGACCCCAAAAGCCUGCAACGGAGCCAAUAAAGCCUUGCGUGCCCUCACUCGGAGUCCGGGGCUCUGUGGCCAGCUGAAGGCCUGGGCAGGGAUGGAGGGAGAGGGCUCCUUCUCCAGCAGUCCUGUGUGGGUGGCCCUUGGCCUGGGGCCUUGGCCCUGGGGCUGAUUUAGGACUCCAUAGAACAGCCUCCCAGGUCUCAGGGUGGGGAAGGGAUCUCUCUGGGGCCUCAAUACCCCCAACCUGCUGUUGCCAGGGAAGGGGGAAGCAGCCAGGUGUUAGGGGAGAUGG